Molecule: messenger RNA, 1374 nt
Organism: Dovyalis caffra
Lineage: Eukaryota; Viridiplantae; Streptophyta; Magnoliopsida; Malpighiales; Salicaceae
Source: the annotation of a GenBank genome assembly
AUGAUCAGUCCUUGCCUAUCUUCUUCGAACAGUGACCAUGGAACAUUAUUUACAGCUUCACUUGCUAAAGAUUUGAGGGUUUCAGGUUCGGUUUUGGAAAACAAACCGACCCUUUACACGACUCGGCGUUUUGAGUCUAUUAGGCCCGAUCAAAGGUCUGAUGUGAAGUAUAGUGCGAACCACAAGCAGUUUUUGGAUUUUCCAGGAGGAAAGGUUGCAUUCACCCACAAAAUGAGAUUUAUAUCUGAAUCUCCCGAGGAGCGAAUUCCCUGCUACCGUGUUCUUGAUGACAAUGGUCAGCUGAUAGAAUGUAGCAGCAAUGUUGGGGUCAGUAAGGAAAUUGCUGUAAAAAUGUACAGUGACAUGGCUACUCUUCAAACCAUGGACACUAUCUUUUAUGAAGCCCAGAGGCAAGGAAGAGUUUCAUUCUAUGUGACUACAAUCGGAGAAGAAGCCAUUAAUAUUGCAUCAGCGGCAGCUCUUACCAUUGAUGAUUUUGUUGUCCCUCAGUACAGGGAGCCUGGAGUUCUAUUAUGGCGUGGUUUCACCCUUCAAGAAUUUGCAGAUCAAUGUUUCAGUAACAAAGGUGAUGAUUGCAGAGGCAGGCAGAUGCCUGUCCAUUAUGGAUCGAAAAAGCUUAAUUACUUUACAGUAGCGUCAACAAUUGCUUCACAACUUCCGCAUGCAGUUGGUGUUGCAUAUUCUCUGAAGAUGGAUGGAAAAGAUGCCUGUGCGGUCACUUAUUUUGGUGAUGGUGGCUCAAGUGAGGGAGAUUUUCAUGCUGCUUUAAAUUUUGCGGCGGUUACGGAGGCCCCAGUCAUAUUCAUCUGUCGGAACAAUGGAUGGGCUAUUAGUACUCCUACUUCAGACCAGUUCCGAAGUGAUGGUAUUGCUGUCAGAGGGGAGGCUUAUGGAGUGCGAAGCAUACGUGUAGAUGGUAACGAUACUCUUGCCAUGUAUAGUGCAGUUCGUGCUGCUCGUGAAAUGGCAAUAUGUGAACAAAGACCAAUCUUAGUCGAGGCUCUGACAUAUAGAGUGGGACACCACUCCACAUCAGAUGAUUCCACCAAGUAUCGUCCAGUUGAUGAGAUCGAAUUGUGGAGAUCAGCGAGAGACCCUAUUAAUAGAUUCCGUAAAUGGAUAGAAAGCAAUGGUUGGUGGAGUAGCGAUGCUGAGUCAGAGCUUCGAAGCAAUGUGAGGAAGCAGCUAUUAGAUGCAAUUCAAGUAGCAGAGAGAACAGAGAAGCCUCCAGUAGUGGACAUUUUCACAGAUGUAUAUGAUGUUCCUCCAUCCAACCUCAGCGAGCAAGAGAAAUGGCUUAGAGAGACCGUCAAAAAACACCCACAAGAUUACCCUGCAGACGUUCCUCUGUAA